This is a messenger RNA of Caenorhabditis auriculariae, 4416 nucleotides long. NCBI's taxonomy places the organism in Eukaryota, Metazoa, Nematoda, Chromadorea, Rhabditida, Rhabditidae. The record is from the annotation of a GenBank genome assembly.
AUGACAACAUCACCGGAAUCUGUGGAAACGUUUCCGAGUACUCAGGCCUAUUCUAAUAAUCCAGGUUAAACUUUUUCAUUUAUUUCCUACAUUAUUGCAAGUUUUUAGGUUCUUAUGAGGAACUUCAUAGGAAAGCGAGGGAUGUUUUUCCAACUUGUUUUGAGGGCGCAAAGUUGAUGGUUAACAAAGGAUUGAGCUCCCAUUUUCAAGUACACUGCAUAUGUUAAUUUGAUAAAAUUUGGAUAAAAAUUUAGGUUUCACACACCCUGUCCCUUUCUCCCAUGAACACGGGUUAUAGAUUUGGUGCCACUUACGUUGGAACAAAUCAGGUUGAUUUUUGUCAUAAUUUAUAUUCAAGAAAAAAAAAUAAUGUUUAGGUUGGACCAGCUGAGGCUUACCCUAUCUUGUUGGGAGACACCGACGUCAGUGGGAACACUACGGCCACUUUGCUUCAUCAAAUCGGUUCGAAAUUUUCUCCACGAAAUCAUUCGACAAAGAGGCUUCAGGCGUUUGGCGAACGAAAAUCCAAGGUCAAGUUCAGCAAGGAAAACUCGCAGGAGCUCAGGCUACUUUCGAAAGAAGGUAGGUAUUUUUGGGAAUUUUGCUCAUUUUUUUUUUCAUUCUGGUUUGAAAAUAAUGACUUCAGUCUUAUAGAUAGCAAAAAUUUUUGAUGGAUUGUUUUUUUGUUUGCAACGCUCGACAUUUCAUAAUAAUUUAAUGGAGAACACAAUUUGAGUUGAAGUAGAGCCUAAUUCACUUCCCUCUUGUAACUAAUUCAUCUCUUUUUGUUAGUGGUUUUCUCUUCUUUUUCUUAAUUGUUCUAAAACUUCCAAAAUUAGACACUAAGCGUCAUGAGUUGAAACUUUACGAUUUUUCUGUAGGUUAAAGCGAUUGGAGUCUGCCGCAUCGUCAUUCAAAGUUAUUAUAAUUCAAAAUGAAGUUCUAGUUUCAGUCAUCAGCUAACGACAUCUACGAGAUUGUACCCCAAAAAAAUUUUUUAAACUUAAGAAAAAUUUCAAAAAAUCUUAGAAGCGAUGAGCCAAUCAAUUUUUUGAAGACCUUAAUUAGUAGAUACCGAGUUUUAGCCAUUUAUUUUUCAUUUUGAACCAGUCAAUUAAACGCUUUUCGCCAUACUUUUUUGUGGCUCAACGUUGAGACCGAAAACUUGGUUUUGUCAAAAUUUUUACCGAGAAGUUGAACAUUUGUCAGUUCGCCAAGUUAGGGCUCGAAGUUCGUUUUGAAAAAUUCUUUCGGGUGGCUUCAGAAUAACGAGUGGGAAGUUAUGUCUGUGAAGGGGUUUCGAAAACUUUUUUUUUUGUAGGUUUUAGAACGUUAAUAAAAGUGUCUUCAAUAUUAAUAAGUCUUGUUCAAAUGAAGUCUAACUUUCGGAAGUUUUUGGUUUUAGAGGCAAUUUUCAUGCUUUUUGAGAAAUAUUUUUGUGGCGUUUGCAGCUGAAAUUUAUAGGUGCGUGAAUUAUUACGGAUAAAAUUUAACCUAUUUUUUUAAGAUACAUUUUUUAGAUAAGCGCGAAUUCUGUCGUUUAUCGGCCAGCUUUCUUUUCAGUGACCUUACAACUUUGUGUACAGUUAUUGAUAGGGGAAAUGAAGUCGAUAAAGUUUCGCGUUAAACUUUUUAAGAAUUAAAUUUAUUUUUUUUAUGCUUUUCUUUGGGAGUUAUAGUUUCGACCAUGUUCAGAGGUCGUCUAUCCACACUAGGCCUCACGUUGGCCAACAUCGAUGUAGUGAGCGAAAGCGGAAUUAUGGUCGGACAGCUUCUCAGACGACUCACGAACCGUUUGGACAUCGGAGCUGAAAUCGUCUAUCAGUAUGGAAAGCAGAUCCCUGGUGAUUAUUUUUUUGCAAAUGAUUCAAACGACGUACUAAUUUGAAAAAAAGAGGAGCACACUUUAAGUGGGCUUAUUGACAAACUGAAAAAAGUUCAUCGUAAUUGUCGCUUGAUUUUCAAAGUUUUCAAAAAGAUGAUCGAAAAAACAACAGAAUAAAAAAAAAGCGAAAAAUUGAUAUAAAAAUUAGAAAUUUUUUCUACGGGACUAGUUUGCUCAAGAUUUUUUUGUUCAUAAAAUCAGUUGUUUUUUCUUUCUAUCAUUGUUGGUUCAGGGAGCCAAAUCUCUGUUUUAUCGUACGCGGCGAGGUAUUCCGCACCAUUUUGGACGGCCGCCGCAACCCUUGGCAGCACUGGUAAAUUGAUGUUUUCUUGCUGUUUUUCAUGCUAAAUCGAUUGAAGAACAGUUUCAAAAUUCAGCGAAAAAGUUUUCAGGCGCUCAUCUUACUUAUUAUCAUAAGCAAGCAGACAACCUUGCCUUCGGAGUCGAGUUUGAAUGCAACGCGAAUGUAGGAGAGGUAAGUCGACGUUAGAGAUAGCUUUGUUUUUUUUUUCAAUAUCUCUUGUUGCCUUUUUAGAAAUAGCGGUUCGGUGAAUUAUGCGUUUUUUGCUAAAUUUUUUUCAUUAAAGUUUAUUCUUGUUUCAACUCUUUAAAUUUCAAUAAAAAAAUGUACAGUUCCCUCAGAAUGCGCGCUUUUUAGAUACUGUACUUUAGAGAUGGAAAAUUCGUUGUCGUAGCACCAAUAAUCUCGAAUUUUUUUCAUUUUUCAACAAAGGCUGUUGCUUUUUCAGAAUGAGUAAUAAUUUCCGUUUUAAAAUCUUAAAAAUCUUGAGCGGUGUGUUAAAACGAAUUGAGCAAAAUAAAUUCCGGCGGUGGUAGGAAGAAAAGACCAUCGAAAUUUCGAACAGCGACUUUUCAGAUUUUUUCAUAUAGCUAGGAAACUUUCCGACUAAUCCUUUUCUGACUUUUUUUUUCUCGAUAAACUCUUUGUUUUGAAUCUUCCUCUAUAAAAUAGGUAAUUGAUUCAUGAGCAAAAAACGAAAAAAAAAUAGGAAAAAAAAUUAAAUAAAAGUUUUGUGAAUUGUAAAAACAAGGGAAAAAAGCUGGAAAGGCUUUAGUCGGACUUUUUGUUUUUUUCAUGAGAAAAUUCGAGUAUUAAGACUUGGAAUUCUUCAUACAUUCGGUCUUCAAACAUGAGUUGUCGUCAGAAAAAAAGAACUAGAGAAAACAAAAUUCGAUAGUAAUUUUUUUAAAAAGGUGUUUAUAUUAUAUUCCAAUUUUAGAAUUCCCCUUAUUUUUUUAAUUACCUCUUAACGAAAUUGCAGGCUGUUACGACGAUUGCUUAUCAAGCGGAGCUUCCCGAGGAAGGCGUCACCAUGCGAGCCAGCGUCGACACUAACUGGUUCCUUUUAAAAGUUGAAAAAAAUAUCCAACUGUUUUGCAGUUUAAAUUGAAGUAGUAAUUUCAUUGCAGUGAGGCUUGCAUUUCAUUUCAAGUGUUUAUUCGCCUUUCCGCAAUCUGCACGACAAAUACAACAGAUAAAGUAUCAUAUAAAUCUAACAGCUAAUUUGGGGAAACGGCUGGAGGAAAAGAUUGUCUGAAUAGACGGUGCUAACCCCAUUUGGUAUUUAAUUUUUUUCGUAAUGAAUAAAAUGAGAAAAAAAAUUUCUCGCAUUAUUAGUUAGUAUUUCAAUUGAUCAUUAGUACACGAGUCGGUAGUUGAAUAGAAUUUUAAACUCAUUGAAAAUUCGAAAACAAAAAAAAACAAUUCCUUUGUUUUUCGGUAUUUUUGAAGAUCUUCAUUCCGUGUAAAAUCUUCAUUCCGUGUAAAAUCUUCACUCGAAGUGGUAGCUCUCAUUCUGAGGCUUCCAUCUAGAGCACGGUCUCCGGGCUCCAGCACAACAUAUGCUACAUUCUGAGCUCGUCAAGGCGCAACUGGAUACACUACGCGCAGAAGGACGAGACGAAGGACCGUAAGACCAUGCUUUCAACUCUUUCGUCUACACGUUUGGACUUCUAGCUCGCCAAAGGCGGUUGUUCGUUAUAGCUUUCAAAGUUCUUGUUCACCGCCUAGUCGAUACAUCUAUGACUAAACCAACAAAAUAAAUGAUUUGAUAAAUGAUUUGAAGAUGAAAUAUAAGCUUUUCCAGUCUUGAGCGACUGAAAACUUGUUUCAUUACAACUAAAAGCAGAAAAUCGCCAAUCAGUUUGAUUUCCAAUCAAACAACCAACCAACCAAUGAGCUCUGCGGAAAAAAAUAACAAUGGAAUCUGCUGCAGCUAGGUUCAUCUAUAGGGUUUUCUUUUUCCGUUUAGUUGGAUUGAAGCCUCUUCUGAAAUUUUCUAGAAGAUUCCUUGAAUGGUCGUUUCUUGAAAUGGAGCAGUUUUCUCAACCAUGAUUUCAGGUCGGUUGGUGGAGUCUUCGAGAAAAGACUCAGCCAGCAGAUGCCUUUCACGCUGGCUCUAUCAGGAACUUGGAACCAUGUUAAGGUAAACUUCUUCCUUUAGUUUGAACUUCUGACUUGUUCUCUUUAGGCUGCUGGCAAGUUCGGUAUUGGUCUCAUAAUCGGUUAA